CAUGAGUCGUCUUGCCUGCUUCUGCAUGUGUGCGUCUUGUUUUCUUCUUUAAUUACUAACUCUUUACCUCGUCAUGACUCUGCUUCUCUUCUCUCUUCUUCCUGCUUUUGGUCUGUACCAGACCUAGCGUAAUGCCUCAGAGAAUUGUGAUCAAUUCCAGUGUGGAGGCCAAACCCACUGAUGUCGGAGGCUGUUUUUCCAGCGCAGUUGUACAGGGCCUGUGUUCAGAGCGUGAUGCCGUAUGGUUUGACUGCAGAGCUUACGAGAGAGCAGAAAGCCAUCAUUACAUAAGGCUUCAAGAACAGCAAAAUGGGACCACAUCUGCUGCAAGCACCUCAAAUUCCCAGCGUAGCCAAGAAAAUUCUUCAAAACCCCCCAAUUCAGUGACCGCUCCUGGUUCUCUUCGAAUCUUACCUGAUAGCCCUUCAACCCAUAUGUUAUGUGACGAAGGCUACCUAUCACAAACCCCAACUCCUCGCACUCCGGCAUCAGCACCAAUUAACGGCCUGCCAUUUGUGCCUGCGUUCCUCCAAGGGGUGUGGUUUCAGAAGUCUCUUUACGACCGGGCGGAAACAACGUUUUACCAGAACCUGCACCGUUUGAACAAGCCUCAUUCUUCACCCGACGGCGAGCAAACGUGCAUCGGGCAUCCAAGUUCCCCUGUCGCUGAGAAAUCCAAAUCUGAUAAGACAAAGGAGAAGAAACCAGGCAAUGAUGGAAUCCAGAAAGGAAGCAGUGCAUUAGAUCACUUCCUGCAUGCAGACAGUGAGAGGGUGUGGCUAGACCGCAAUCGAUACGCGGAGGUGGAAACUGGUUUCUACGAAGCCAUGACGACUAAAAGCGGCUGUAGCUUAUCGUCGAAGUAUGAUCGUAUACACACACUUAAGUUGCACCUCUUUAUGCUUCUGAGUGGCCCAAGAGGAAAAACCUGCACUUUGUUGUCUGGAGUACAUUCAAGAAUCCUUACAAUGCUCUCUCUUUUUCUCCCUCCCUUCCCUGUCAAUCACAACAACACUAGCCAAUCACAGGUGGCCAGGAGCUCCUGUAUAAGAAGUGCAAUGGAGUGCUUGGCUCAAGAGAGGAUAUGGUUUGACAAACCUCGCUACGACGAGGCUGAACGAAAGUUCUACGAGAGGAUGAAUGGACCCACACUACCGCCUCAGGACACGGGUGCUAAUAGUAUUCUUCAGGACAUUGCAAGAGCACGAGAGAACAUCCAGAAGUCUCUUGCUGGAACGGCAGGAGGAAGUAGUGCCGAACAAGGGGAACUUCUCGCACGCAUGAAGGAACUGGAACUGGAGAACCAGCGUCUACAAAAAAUGGUGCAGCAGUUGCAUUCUGUUGUCUCUAACCUGGAAAGUCGGGUCUCCGUUUUGGAAAAAAGACCAGCAGCCCCAGCGGCGGUGGUUAAUGGAAUUUCUUCCAAGACCGUUUGUCCUCCUCCGCAGAAAACACCUCCUGCGCCAGCAGAUGGCGAGGAUGAUGACGACGAUCUAGACCUGUUCGGUAGCGACGACGAAGUAGACGAAGAGGCGGAGCGCCUGAAGGAGAAGAGGCUUCAGGAAUAUGCAGCCAAAAAAGCCAAAAAACCCGCCAUCGUCGCUAAAUCGUCCAUCCUGUUGGACGUCAAGCCUUGGGAUGACGAGACGGACAUGGCGAAGCUGGAGGAGUGCGUGAGGUCCGUUCAGGCCGACGGCUUGCUCUGGGGAGCCUCCAAACUGGUACCGGUUGGUUACGGUAUCAAAAAGCUGCAGAUCAACUGCGUGGUGGAAGACGAUAAGGUGGGAACAGACCUGCUGGAGGAGGAGAUCACGAAGUUUGAAGAUUAUGUCCAAAGCGUGGAUGUAGCAGCUUUCAAUAAGAUUUAAAGCACUAACAUACUUUCCACUCAUCCUCCAUCUGCACUACACAAGCUAUCGAUGAAAUAACAUUUGACAAUAAAGAACCCUGACUUUA
This is a messenger RNA of Tachysurus vachellii, 1956 nucleotides long. RefSeq names its product eukaryotic translation elongation factor 1 delta b (guanine nucleotide exchange protein) (gene eef1db). Lineage: Eukaryota; Metazoa; Chordata; Actinopteri; Siluriformes; Bagridae. Gene Ontology annotation, molecular function: translation elongation factor activity; guanyl-nucleotide exchange factor activity. Gene Ontology annotation, cellular component: eukaryotic translation elongation factor 1 complex; cytosol. Gene Ontology annotation, biological process: translational elongation. The record is from RefSeq and is a predicted model, not a curated record. The transcript is spliced from 8 exons. Bases 132 to 1868 code for a protein of 578 amino acids.